UUUUGAUACUCUUGUGACCAAACCUGCACUGAUUGUUGAGUUUACAUCUAUUCCGGCACCAGCUAAUGAACUGGUGGUGCUUGUUUAAUUAAUAAGUUAUCGUUGAAUCGCUAGUGAAUGAACAGUUUUUGUCAACACUAUAAAUGCCGGAUGAGUUUAUCUACCGUACGACCGUAAACAGGAAACAAUGCUGACGUCUAUUUGUCACCGGAAUGGAAGCUGAAGAUUAAAUCUAAUUGUUAAUGGAGAAACUUUGAAAUACUUCAAUGAAUAUAGCGAAACUGAUAGAGCAGGGGAGAGAGAUUUACGGUUAUGGAUCGUUGGCCAUAUUUAUUGCAGCGAAGUCAUUCUCCUCAGAAGACGUUGAUGUUUCAAAAGUGACACAGAAGUAUGCAACUGCGUCACCGGACUCAACAAAUAGUGCCUGUGACGAUGAUUCGUUUGUGUUUAUAAAGAUCAAUUGACAACUUUGAGGCUGACAACUGAAAACGGUGCCAGAGUUUUGUCAGCGAAAUAUUCUCUCAGUGCAAGUGGCAUCAGUGUUUCCCGCGGAAACGCCCCUUAUAUGAUGACCUCGUAUGGCAUCGAUAGUCCACAGACUGAUUCUGAUGGGUCUAGGUUUUAUAGAACAAAGACACUGUGUGGUCUUUUGGAGCAAUAUCUCUCGGAAACGUCAUUAUCUUCGUUUACAGAAAUUUCAUCCUGUCGGCAAAACAUGGAAGCGAAAGAGCUAGUUAGUAUCCUCAACGAAGAAGUUGAAGAACAUAAGACUUCUCUCGCACCUCCCCCACUUCUUCAUCGACCCACAAAGCGAUCCCUGGAGCAUAGCCAAAUGAAUGUUACAUCGCCAGACUCUAAGCACCCAAGACUGGAGAGUUGUUCUGCUUAUUUUGAUCAUCAAACAGGGCGAGUGCUGAAAGAGCCUUUCGAUGUCAGGGAACAAAUGUUCGAGAGGACUCGUUCGCUUGAAAACUCACUGAAGCCAUCAUUACCCCCUCCACCGCUGCUGAAGCAAACACUAGUGAACACAAAUGGACAAAAAUCCCAGAUAACUCCACACAUUCCACAGCAUAGAGAGAUUUUUCACCACACAACUGCUAAAUGGAGCACGAUAUUGGAUAGUGAUCAAUGUGAGAAUAAAAUAGCUCUUCUGCAAAAUGCUACAAUUAGCAACAGAGUUCUUGAUCAUAGACUUCAGAUAAAGGAAACGGAUGAUAGGAGAUAUUCGUCAUCUGCAGGGAACGCCGGGAAACAUAAAGCUUCCACAGCGCAACCUGUUCCGCGACAAAUAACAACCGAUGAUCACUCGUCUUGUGGGGGGUAUGCCUUUGAUCAUAUGGCGAUGCCAAAAAUUGUUGCAGUGCAUUCCGUUUCAAAGAGCACACGAGAUGAGGACGAAUGGAAGAGAAAUAAAGCCUUCAUUUCCAAAGUUAAAGCCGCUCAAGAUAGAUCAUUCCACUGUCAGACGCCCGUUGAAGUGCAUGGACAAACAAGAGAGAAACUGCAAGAAAUACCCCCCGUCAAAACUAGACUAGUCACAUCGCAAGAUCAACAAAGUUCUCUUCAUGACCACCACUGGCAGAAGGGAACAAGUCACAGCUCUUCUGCUGGCCUUAAGGACAGAUCCACAGAUGUUUCCUUUGAGCGCUUUGCGCUUUAUCAUCUCCUUUCAAAAUUCCAAGGAAACGUUGAGCAAGUGAAACGUGCUUUAAAGGAGAACCUGCUGAAGGAAUGGUUAGAGUAUUCCCAGGGAAAUACUGAUCCUAACAAACAAAUGCUAAGUGGAGUGAAUUUAAGUGAGCUGCGCAAACUCUAUGACGCCUGGUGUACGUUAAAAAAGAGCCAAAGAGAGAAUGAGACUCAAAGUGGAUGCCUGGCGAACAUUUUGAAUUCUCAGAAUUUCGAGCAGCAUAGAGUAAAAAUAAGCUCUGAAUUAAGCGUUCGAAAGAACCAUGAAGUCUGUAAAAGUAACUCUCGACUUUCCCCUAGUACGCAGCUCUCCAAUGCAAUUUGUCCAGGAUAUCUUUCUCCACGAAAUAUCUCAAAAUCGGUCCAAGCAGGACAUCGGACGUCUUUGAAUCCUUCUCCCGUUCCUUUGAAUCCACAGCGAAUACGCAACAAUGUCACCGGUGAAAACACAAGAAGCAUGCCCAUGCAACACUCCCCUAUGCUUAUCCAAGAAAAGAUUUCUAGUUUGUCACAAAGCUCAAUAUUAAAUCCGACAAUUGGCUCCAAAUCCACCUUUUCACCUGUUGGGGCUUCUUUCCGAGGCCACGAUAAGACAGCAGAAUGUAUCAAACUUGAACAAGUGCAACCGAAAACCAAUCAGGUUUUCAGUUACGAUGAUAAAGAAUUGGCAUUUGAUGGUCCAAAUAAAGAUGUAGCCGACUCUAUCGUCGAUCACAUAAGUCGUGUCUCUAGAACCUCUCAGAGAACAGACGUUGAGAAAGAGAUAAAGAGUGGUUCAAACCUUUCGAUCCGUGCUUCUGUUCUUUGGCAUUUUCCAGAAAGAACUUCCAGGCCAGCACAAAAGGAAUCGUUCUCUUUUGUUAAUUCACCCACAACAACAGCAUUUUGUAACAGCUUUGUCAGCAGUUCAUCCAGGGCCGAAUCCGACCAAUCUGGUCCUCCUGCUGCAGAAAAAGCUAUACAUUCAGACUCCCGUAGUACUGAAAUUUCCAGCGGUCACGAAACAAAGGCAAGCUAUCUCUGGCGCUUCAAAGGGGGAAGAUUGAUUAGUGACAACAUGCCUAGUCUCUACACAGGUAAAACGAUAACUGAAGUUGAGUUUGCCGGCCCCACAGUUGAUGCGCGGAUGAGAAAUGAGGUUAAAGAACCUGAAGUUGUGGUAAAACGCGAAAGGACCCCUGAGAAGCAGUCAUGCCACAGAGAUUCAAGCUGGAAGUCCAUUCCUCAAGCGAGUCCGCUUGUUAGUUCAGCGGUAGAGCAGGAACAUAAGAAAGUGUGCGGCGCUGCAGCUUCCGGUAGGCGGUGCUACUGUGUUGUGGGACCCAAGUGUCGUCCACAAAUGGAGAAAACAUCAACUGAUCCUCUUCAAAGUAUGCAAAAUAUGAUAAAUAGAGCAGCAGAAAGUUCACCGAGAUGUCUUGCCCCGCAAAUCUAUCCUCAAAGACCAGACAUUGCAGUAAAAUCAGAAAAAAAUAUUGUAGCCACAAACAGUGCACAGGUAUACCAGCAGCCCAGCACUAUCGUGCGGAUUUCAGCUAAUGCACAUGACCACCAACAAUCCCGAGCAUCAGUCAGUGUUCCAAAUAAUGGGCAACCUGGUCGGCAAUCUACAGCUAACUUCCAUUUUGCCAUAAGCUCGCAAGAAAAACAGCAAUCCUAUAAUACUGUCAAUGUAACAAGUACUGCCAACAGAAAUCUACAACCCACCGUGAGUCUUCAUGUUUCACCUGCUGCUAAGUCAAGUAGUCUCAAUGUUUCGAGUAACGAGCAGGUUAACCGACCCUCCAGUGCUGGCCUACGUGGUUUAGGAAAUGCAAAAGAAAAAUCCAGUUUCAACGUCCAUCUGUCAUGUGGUGAGCAGAAAAACCAACGACCCAACUCAACUAACACACAUGCUCAGUAUAAUGAACCAAUCAAACAUCAACUUAUUGCCAACCAGCAAGAAUUUCCUCGUGACGAAGAAGUGAACAGUCUGUUAAUCCCUCGCUCACAGAUCAAGCAGCAAACUCAAAAUGAUGCUGGAAUGAAUACGUUACGCCCUGUCCGCGAAGCAAACCAACAAGUUAGCCGGCAAUCAAACCCAAUUCGCAACCCUGAAAACACCAUUCAAACAGCUCAGCUUACAGAUGGUUCUCAUAUCGAACAGGAAAACCAACAGUCUAACAUACAACACACAGUUUCCAAGACUCCUGCGAAAACCAUGGUUAGGAUAGCGCCAAAGUUGGAAACUGGUGCUGCCCGUGAAAAAGAGAAACCCAAGAAAGCUGAAAAAGUCAACGAUAAACAGUGCAGUUUUCUAACAUCCCAUCCUCCAAAGAAGCAGUACACUUCUUUGCAACAGCUUGCUAAUAAAGUUAUCGAGACAAGACAGAGAUUCGAGAUGGAGAGCAUUCCGUGGAAGAAAAAGAUCUUGAAAUCUCUCGAAGCUGUACUGAUGAAGCGAUUGAGAAAAAUAGAGAGAGAGACUGGGGAGCAGGCCAAUCUAGAUAGCGAGAAAAUUUCUGAGACUGAAAAGAAUAAAAUCGGACAUCAGAAAGAAAAAUAGAAAGAGAAAAGAAAAGUG
This is a messenger RNA of Stylophora pistillata, 4252 nucleotides long. RefSeq lists its product as uncharacterized. NCBI's taxonomy places the organism in Eukaryota, Metazoa, Cnidaria, Anthozoa, Scleractinia, Pocilloporidae. The record is from RefSeq and is a predicted model, not a curated record.